This is a messenger RNA of Aethina tumida (small hive beetle), 1560 nucleotides long. RefSeq lists its product as uncharacterized. NCBI's taxonomy places the organism in Eukaryota, Metazoa, Arthropoda, Insecta, Coleoptera, Nitidulidae. The transcript has 3 exons. Gene Ontology annotation, cellular component: nucleus. Gene Ontology annotation, molecular function: DNA binding. The record is from RefSeq and is a predicted model, not a curated record. The coding region runs from base 359 to 1486 and encodes 375 amino acids.
UGUGCGUCUUUGAUGUUUCCUUUUUAUACAAUAUGAUGAUGAUGCAGCACCAUUUUUUCGUAUCGAAAAAGGAAAUUAAAUUCAAAUAUGGUUUCUUGAUAUUAAAAAGCAUAUAGUAUUGAGAAUUUUAAUUGUUUAAAAACUGCUGCAGCCCCCCACAUAUCCAGUUGUUGUGGCAACUAGCCCCGGUUUAUACGCCUGUGCAGGGUGAGAAACCUUCCAGCAGUUAGUCUAUAUUUAGUGAGUGUUGAGGUGCGGGGUCUAUAGGCCCAUCGAUCGAUCGCCACUCUCCUUUGCACGAUACUUAUUUUUCCAGUAUACUAAUCGAACUUUCCAUCAAAUCUAAGUAUAGAACGCCAUGAGAAAUUACAAAAGGAAAACUGACAAAGGACAGACGUCACCCGAAGUAAUGCUGCGAGCCAUUAAGGAAGUCAAGUUCAAUAAGAAAUCAAUUCGAAGUAUUGCAAGAAAAUAUCAAGUUUCCCACCGUACUCUGUCGCGUUAUUGUUUGAAAUUUACAAAAGAACAAUUAACCGAGGAUUCAGUAACUUCUUUCAAAAUGGGAUACUCCAAAAAACAGGUAUUUUCGGAUGAAAUGGAACUAAUAUUUGUAGAUUAUUUAAAAUCAGCUUCAGAUAUCUUCCAUGGAAUCUCAAUAAAAAAGAUUAGAAGGUUGGCGAAUGAAUAUGCAGUGUACAUCAAAGCCGUGCGUCCAGAAUCUUGGAAAACGUCAGAAAUUGCUGGUCCUGAUUGGUGGGGAACAUUCACCAAGAGGCACCCUGGUUUAAUAGCAGUCCUCAAUAGAGACGCUCGCAAUGAAGUAAAAUGUACCCGCUACUAUGACAAUUUGAAUAAACAUAUUGAAGACAACAAGCUAAAACCAGGAAAGAUUUGGACUUUGGACGAAACUGGUAUACCUUCGAAACAAGGCAAUGAUGAUCAAAAAUUACAGCUAGUUACAAUGGCCCUGGCUGUUUCCGCACUUGGAGAGUUUACCAAGCCUUGUUUAUUUGUACCAAACGAACACAUCCUGGAGUUGUAUGUCAACAAUGGUCCAAGUGAUUGUAUAGUACAUGUUAACCCCAAUGGUUGGAUGGAGGAACAACAUUUUUAUGAAUUUCUAAAGCGGUUGGUGAAGAAAACAGAAUGCUCACCAAAUAGCAAGGUUUUGCUGCUAAUUGAAAAUCACGAGUACUACAUAUCACUUAGAAUGCUGGAGUUCAUCAAAAGUAACGGUAUAAUUCUGUUAACGUUUCCUUCAUUUAACAAUUUUCAACCGCUUGAUCGGAUUAUUUUUGGACCGUUUCUCAAAAAAUUUAAUUCCUUGCAUUGCCUCUUGGCUGAAAGUAAAAAUAAGGAUGUCGAAGGAUGUGAUCUAGCUUGUAUUGUAAAAGAUGCCCUAGAAUCAACGCUAAUACCAGAGAAUAUAAUUGCCGGAUUCAAAGAAUGUGGAAUACGUUCUUUUGACUCAUUAAACACACAUUAAAUAGAAGAUUAUCAUAAAUAUUUGUAAAUAUAUUAUUAUACUAGUGUUAUAAUAAAUAAUUUGUUACAAUUUAA